Molecule: messenger RNA, 1479 nt
Organism: Strongylocentrotus purpuratus (purple sea urchin)
Lineage: Eukaryota; Metazoa; Echinodermata; Echinoidea; Camarodonta; Strongylocentrotidae
Exons: 3
Coding region: 1-1479 (492 amino acids)
Source: RefSeq, a predicted model, not a curated record
AUGCUACUUGCUAGCUGUCGAUGGAAGAAAGGUUAUAAUCCAGACCUAUCCUUUACAAGUGAACGAAUAUCAUGCCAAACCAAGAAGAGAGUCCUAGAGCCAAUACCACAUUCACAACACAGACCAAUAAUCGUUGACAUUACUGCUGCUGUGGUACCUCAGAGAGUUCCCCUUCGACGCCGUUUCAAUUUUUGUAAAGCUGACUGGGAGAAGUUCGCCAUCGAUCUAGAUGAAGCUUUAUCUGAUCUUGACCCAGUCCCGGCAAACUACGACCAAUUCGUCCGGACUGUACAGGAGAUAUCCAGGAAGCACAUUCCACGUGGAUGUAGGGAAAACUACAUACCUGGAUUAUCAGCUGAAAGUGCCUUGAUGUACAAGGAGUACAUAAAACCCUACGAGGAAGACCCCUUUUCAGAGGAAACCUUGAGUGCAGGUGAGCUCCUCAUGGCAGCAAUAUCAGAAGAACGGAGGAAGUCUUGGCAAGAUCUCAUUGAGGGUGUUGAUAUGACGCACAACAGUAAGAGAGCUUGGUCUACCAUUAAGAAAAUCAGUAACGAUCCCAGGAAGUCUACACCCCAUUCUAAUGUUACUGCAGAUCAGGUUGCCCACCAACUUCUCCUGAAUGGCAAAUCGGCACACAAGAAACGCCACAAAAGGAAUCCUUGGCCACAGGUUGACACAGAAUCUACCUGGUACUUUGACAACUUGGAACUCCAGACGGCUAUCGACUCCCUUAAGAAUGGCAAGGCAGCUGGUCUUGAUGACAUACCCCGUGUGAUUGCUAUCCUCAAGCCAGGGAAAGACCCUAACGAAGCAAAGAGCUACAUACCAAUCUCUCUGUUGUGCCACCUCUUCAAGCUCUUUGAGCGCCUCAUCCUGAACAGACUGGGGCCAGUCACAGAACAACACCUGAUACCAGAGCAAGCAGGUUUCCGGCCUGGAAGAUCGUGCACUGGCCAAGUGCUAAAUCUAACCCAGCACAUCGAGGAUGGUUUCGAGAAGAAUGAACCGACUGGAGUUGUGUUCGUCGACCUGACAGCUGCCUACGACACUGUUAACCACCGUAUACUUCUCGACAAGCUCUAUACCAUGACAAAGGACUCCCAUCUGACUAAGCUUAUUCAAAUGCUCCUGGAAAAUAGACGCUUUUAUGUUGAACUUAACGGGAAGCGCAGCAGAUGGAGGAAACAAAAGAAUGGUCUACCUCAGGGCAGCGUACUUGCUCCUGUCCUAUUUAAUGUUUACACCAACGACCAGCCAGUGUACCCAGGGACAAGAAGCUUCAUCUAUGCUGAUGACCUUGGCAUAGCAGCCCAGAAUUCCCACAUAGACAAGAUAGAAACCACUCUUUCAUCAGCCCUAAACAACCUGACAGACUACUACAACAACAACCAUCUGAAGGCUAACCCUGCCAAGACCCAGGUUAGCUUGUUCCAUCUCCGCAACUACAAUGCUGGGAAGAAGCUGUCCCUGAAAUAG